GACUUGUAUACAGUAUUUCUCACUCGUUCGAUAACAAUGCUUCUGUCCUCUCGAUCCACCGCCUCGGUCCGUGCCAGCGGUCGCGCUGCACCUGCGCCUCGCCGCGUGGUGCGUGUCCUGGCCCACGGUCAUGGUCACGGAGGUGGCCAUGGUCACGGCCAUGGCUCGAGUGGCACGGCGGUGCUGACGGAGAAGGACAAGGGCUUUAUUGCUGAGAUGCGCAAGGUGGCAAUGAAGCUGCAUACGAAGGACCAGGCGCCUAAGGAGGGCGAGAAGGAGGCCCCCAAGCAAGGCCCGUGGACGCCCACUCGCCCGGGUUACCUGCGCUUCCUGGUUGAGUCGAAGGAGGUCUUUGAUACUUUCGAGCGCCUUGUCAACUCCAGCGACGCCUACAAGGCGCUGCGCAACACGGGUCUGGAGCGCGGGCCAGGCCUGGCUGCCGACAUUGCCUGGAUGGAGCAGUCCUUCCAGCUGGCGCCCCCGGACAUGAAGCCGGACGGCGCGGCCGCCACCUACGUGGCCUUUCUGGAGAAGCUCGCCAAGACCGACCCGCCCGCCUUCAUCUGCCACUACUACAACUUCUAUUUCGCACACACCGCCGGCGGCCGCAUGAUCGGCAACAAGGUGUCCAGCAUGCUGCUGGACGGCCAGACCCUGGAGUUCUACAAGUGGCAGGGCGACGUAAACGAGCACCUGGAGGGCGUGCGCAAGUCCAUCAACGUGAUGGCCGAGGGCUGGACCCCGGCGGAGAAGGAGCACUGCCUGGCGGAGACCGAGUCCAGCUUCAAGUACAGCGGCCAGAUCCUGCGCGCUAUCACCGAGGCAUAAAGCAAGAGGCGGUAGCAGCAGCCUCUCAGGAUGCGUUGGGCGGCAGUAGCUGCAUGGAUGUGCGAGUGGGGAAGAAGGAAAGGAAGUCGCCGGCAGUUGGAGACAGGCGGGCGGGCUGGCGGGCAUAUGAUUGAGGCCUGGGCAAGGCCACGCGGGUGCUUGCCGAAAGGGGCAAUAGCAUGCUGUUGGGCGCCCGGGCGCCUGCGGGCAGCAGUGCCCCUCGUGGUGGAGGACCCGGAAGAGGCGGUUGGCCUGCGCUGGAGGUGGUAGGCCACACAGCGGCGGUGUCGGAGGGUGUAGCAUCCAGUAGGGCGCAGGCGGCUCGGGCAUGCCUGGGUGUGGCUGUGUGGGCUGGGCCGUAUGCGGAAGAGGAGCGUUAAGGUAUGGUGGUGACUCGGUUCAAUGGCUAUCGGACGGCAUUAUGGAUGCAUUGCAUUCCUACCGGUGUUGUGCGCCUGAUUUGUUGGAUGGUCCCGGCUGGGCCCGAGCGUGUGCUUAGGCGCUCCAACUGGUGGUGUUUUGUGUGUAUGACUGUGCUUCGGUGACAGGUGCCCUAUGGCAAACGGUUAUGAAAGUUUCUGCAGGUGCAAGAUAGAUGCAGCGAUAUGAGUGAGAGGGUUGGAAUGACGGUGAGCGCGCCUGAGAGUGAGAGCCAUCUCGUGUGAGGGACUAGUGCAGCGAGGGUUCGUCUACACAGCUCAUCCGUGGACGCCGGUCGACUGCCUGCAGGUGCGCAUCGGCUAUGCUAUCCGCGCGGUGUGGCGUCGCAUUGAGUCUGUGUGGUGCUAUCGCCUUGGCCGGGCGCCCGGAGCGUGAGGAAUGCGCGUCAGCAAAACAUCGACACAACCUGCCAGCUACCGUCGGUACAGUAACAGCGCGCGAACGA
Messenger RNA from Chlamydomonas reinhardtii, 1714 nucleotides. RefSeq lists its product as uncharacterized. The record is from RefSeq and is a predicted model, not a curated record. Gene Ontology annotation, molecular function: heme oxygenase (decyclizing) activity. The transcript is spliced from 7 exons. NCBI's taxonomy places the organism in Eukaryota, Viridiplantae, Chlorophyta, Chlorophyceae, Chlamydomonadales, Chlamydomonadaceae. Bases 37 to 828 code for a protein of 263 amino acids. Gene Ontology annotation, biological process: heme oxidation.